UUCAGGAAAAUGAGAAACUGCUCUUUCUGUCGGAGAUAAACUCGAUUUUUGGCAAUUUAGUGCCACAAUUUUGGUUUUCAGGAUACCGUACAAUGGUUCAAAAGUAUCAGUCGCCCGUGAGGGUGUAUAAGUUUCCGUUUGAGCUUGUAAUGGCCGCAUAUGAAAAACGUUUCCCCACUUGUCACAUGAUCCCGGUUUUUCUUGGAAGUGACAUCCUUUCUGAAUACAAAAGUGAUGACGGUGCAGUUUACAUAGUUGAAAGAAGAUGUCGCCUGAAUGUUGAUGCGCCAUACUUGUUGAAGAAGAUUGUUGGUGUGGAUUACGUCCAUUUCCGCCAGAAAAAUUCUCUUGACAGAAGAGAGAGGACACUCAAAAUCGAUGCAAAUAAUGAAAGUUUUUCUUCGAGGAUUAUUGUCAAAGAAAACUGCCAAUAUACGGUACAUCCAGACAACCCAGACUGGACAUGCUUUGAACAGCAAGCUAGUCUUGAUAUCAAGUCAUUCUUUGGAUUUGAGAGCACCGUUGAGAAGAUUGCCAUGAAACAGUAUUCAUCCAAUAUAAAAAAGGGUAAAGAAAUUAUUGAAUACUAUAUAAAUGAAAUUCUAAGUGAAGAGGGUCCGAUGCCACCUCGUUGGUUCCCCCCAGACAUGUCAGAGACUGAGAAAGAGAGAAGAAUGUCAGAACCAAAAGCCCUACCUCCUGUCGUACCAGAUGAGAACGAAUCAAAAGUUAUGGCAACGCUUCGGCGGCCGAGUACUCACCCAGAAGAGGACGCUGGGAGCCAAAGUGAUCUCGAACUCGGCGCCACUGCGGCAAACUUUGGGGCGACUGCUGCCGUUACUACCUCAGAUCUGAAAGAAGAUGCUAUAGCAAAAACUAAAAUUGACACCGAAUACAUCGAACGAUUCCUUGGCAAGCUGACGCCAGUGCAGGAGAGUCGGCUGAUUCAGUUACGCAAAUGGUUACAAGAAACUCAUAAAGAAAAGGUUCCCAAAGACACUCACAUUCUACGGUUUCUGAUCGCACGAGAUUUCAACCUGGACAAGACGCGAGAGAUGCUAUGUCAUUCCUUAGCCUGGCGUAAGCUUCAUCGCAUCGACCGUCUGCUUGAAACGUAUAAGAUGUCUCAUGUCAUGGAGAAGUUUUAUCCUGGAGGCUGGCAUUAUUAUGACAGGGAUGACCGUCCAUUGUACAUUCUUCGCCUUGGUGGCAUGGACGUCAAAGGUUUGAUAAAGGCGGUCGGCGAGGAGGGCAUUCUCAAACACGUACUUUCUGUGAAUGAGGAUGGCAUCAAACGGGCCGAGAAGGCCACCAAACUGAAAGGACACCCAGUCAGUGCAUGUACCUGUAUUGUUGAUCUCGAGGGUCUAAGCAUGAGGCAUCUAUGGCGACCCGGAAUCAGAGCACUGCUACGCAUCAUCGAGACAGUCGAGGCUAAUUACCCGGAGACAAUGGGCCGUCUGUUGAUUGUGCGUGCACCCAGGGUGUUCCCAGUGUUAUGGACGCUGAUUAAUCCAUUCAUCGACGAGAACACCCGCAAGAAAUUCAUGAUUUAUGGUGGCAAUGAUUACCAAGGUCCUGGCGGUCUUGUUGAUUAUAUCGACCAACAGUUCAUCCCCGAUUUCCUAGGUGGUGAUUGCUAUUGUGGAGUGCCGGAAGGUGGUCUUGUGCCCAAGUCUCUCUACCAGGCCGAGUGCCGUGAGCAUGAAGAGGACCUCGCCCCCGAGCCGCCUCUCUUCGCUGACAGCUUGUACCACACGGCGUAUAUCGUGAAGGAUUACCCACACGAGUUGUUGAUACAUGUGCCGGAGCGUGGUUGUGUGAUCACGUGGGACUUCGACAUCCUGAAGGGGGACGUAGUCUUCACGUUAUUACGCUGCCGUAAGCCUAUCUGUGAUGAACCCCACCAACACCACGUGCAUGGAGCUGUCGGGGGUAUUGGAUCAACGCAAUAUGUAGACAAGCGAUGGGUGGUUGGUGUCGAUAUCAGUAUUGUUUUAGCACCAUCUGUCUGUAGGGAUGGUGACAGUGUGCAGGGCUCACACGUAGCUAGUCAACCAGGGUCGUACCUCCUGCAGUGGAAAUCGUUUGAAUCUUCCAAGAGUCGCGCCCCUCACUCAUUUGACUUCUCACUCACCGGACACAAGUCAAAAGUCAUGUACUACACAGAAUUGAUCAACUCGCAUGACUUCAGGGGAUCAAUGUCAAGCCUGCAGUCCUGCCAGAGUAGCUUCUCCUCCCUGAGUAUCAACACGGGCCAGAGCGGCACCCAAGGCUCAUGUCCAUCAAGGUGACAAUCAAAGUCCAGCCCAAGCUCCAUGUAGAUGAGGUGAUGCGGAUUCUGGCAGCAGUUGCAGCUAUUCAGGAUGUCAUUAUUGCAGUGUGACAUCAAAGUUAUCAUGAACUUUUCAUCAAGGACCAAUUCAAGGUGUUAUUUUGUUCAGUCAAGGCUAUGUCAGUUGAAUUUAAAGGCCUACAUUGUUCAACCUUUUUCUUGUAGCUCAAGUAAAUAAAAACCUUUGCCCUGGUGCAAUGCACGAAAAUUAGCUAAAAAAAUCAUGAUAAAAGAUAAAAAGCCAAAUUUGUUUUUCUUUCCUCUAAAAAAGUUUAAAAAAGUUAUCAGGAGCUGGUGAAAAAUGUGCUUUUGGUUUGUUUUCGCAAUAUCAUUGUUUCUAGUCAUUUUGAAUUGUUGGUGUGCUCCUAUUAAAACAUCAAGUCAGCUGUUUCAAUGCCAUACAAAUAUUUUGGCAUUUAUAUUGUCUUAUCCACGAUGCCAAUCAAGAAAGUUUCUGGGUGCGAAAGGCAAUGUUAUACAAUGUCUUUCCUAUGUCAGCCUGACCCGUUAAAAACAAUUGGAAGAAAAGUUUUUUGGGAAAAGAUUUUCUUCAGAAACCAUCUUCAAAAUAAACUGCCAAAAGUUGGCAGGGGAAUAUCUGCUACAAGCUACCGGAACAAACGUUCAUCAAAAUGAGAUCCUUAAGGAGUUUGGGUGGUGAGGUUUUUGUUAUUAUCUUAUAUAUUAUUGUAGCUGGGUCUACAUAUGAUAAUGAUCUACAUUCAUGUAUUUAUAGGUACAUUGGGUGACUUCAAAGUGUGUAAACACAGGUGUAGACAGGAGCUUUGAAGUCACCCAUUCUGUUUCUGCCUGGGUUGGUUUGGUGUCUCUCAUCUUGAAUUGUCAACAAGUCGGUCGUAUCGAUGAUCACUUCAAUAUGCUGGACAAGGCGACUUGAUUGAGUGCUUCUAAUGAUGCAACCAAGAUUCGCUUUUAAUACAUGUAGGUAGCUAAAUCCUUCCACCAGUCAAAGAGAGUUAUUACCUCAUGUUUGCUUGAGAUCUCUUUCACACUGGGGUGUAUUGAUCUGUGAGAUCCCCAACCAAACCAGGCCGACACCGGCCAUGGUGUACUAUGCAUUUGUCCAAAAAUAUAUAAGCUCGCCUUAUAUAUUUUUGAUUUGUUGUUUGUGUUCAUGUAUAUUCAUAACAUUUUCUGAUUCUCUACUUCACGAGCCUGCUGGGACCAGGCUAAUAUACAAACUGUAAUCAUUCACUUUCUCUGGCUUGAAUCUUGUAAUGUCCAGGUAGUUAAAUCAUGAGAAACACCACUCACAUCAAAGGUUAAGAACUCAUUGCUCAACAGCUGUCAUUUGCACAUAGAGAUUGGACUUGGUGUGUUGCAUCCAUCUACUUCGAUGUCUAGUUAUCUGAAAAGAACAUGGCAAUUAGGGCCACUCAGAUAGCCAGGUAUUCAGAAAUCAAGAUCUCAAAUUUGGCAAUAUCUGUUUCAUCUAAUCUUGGAUGUAGAGUGAUGGUUCUUAUAUUAUGAGAAUAUUUUUGUAAUAAUCCCAGCUUUCAGAACCAAUGUGUACUGGUAAAGCAUUUACCAAUAUUUCCCACACAGUUCAGAUUUUGCUCAAUGAUAGUCUCCCUUGGCUGGAUUUUGAUAAUGACCUUGAGUGUAAGUAACCUUGAAGUUGAAGGUUACCUCUGACAAAGGUCAAAGUUAUAUUGAAUGAAAGCAUAAUGUUAAUGUAUAAUGAUAUAACACAGCAGUUCCUUGUGGGCACAUUUCAGUGAAGUCUUGAAGUUCAUUUCCUUUAGCAACAGGCUUAAAUCUGCCCCUAUGUAACUAGAGGCUUAUACCAGUAGUAUUUAUUCUUGAUGAUUCAUAACUCAUGUGUUUUUGCAUGGAAAUGAAUUUUUCAGUAUUUAUUUGUUACGUUUCCAAUGCAAGGUACCAGAGUUUCUCUGGUACAUGCAUGUCUGUGUGGCAUAUUUGCACUCGCAUGCACGGGGUGUGACUUGGCUCACCAAACAUAUUCUUGGUAUCUAUACUUUCUGUCAUUUGAAUUCACAGAAAAUUUAAGAAUCGGAUACUGUUACGAUCACUCAGUUUUCCCAUUUAUGGGGUCCUAGCAUGAUGUCGAAUGCUUCUAACCUUUAACAUCUUGUAUAGAAAACUUUUUCACUUCGCGUCCGAGCAUUUGUUGUUUUCAAGCCCACUUUGGGCAUAAUUCAGACUUGUUUUUUUUCUUCAUAUAAACAUUUCAACAAAACUUUUCCCUUUGAUAUUACAGGAUCCCAGCGAUGUCAAACUAAGUGAUUCUAAUUUCUAUUAAAUUCAGCAUAAUGUACUUUAAUUAUACACGGAAGCAAUAAAUAUUUCAUAUAUCGGGAGCAUUUUACAAUUCAUCUUGCAUCUUCCUGUUGUCAUAGAUCUUAGGAGUAGCAUUUUAUACUGCACUAUAACUAAAAAUAUAAUCUUUGCAUCCUGCCGUAAUCCAAGAACUGUGUGAUACGAACUGUGUAGGAAUGCAGUAGUUCUUCAUAACCAAUUGGUAUCAAGAUGAGAUAGACAUAACCAAGAAUUGAUCAAGUCUAGCCUUUAUUUAUUCUUGAUAUCACUUGUUUGAUAUGAAGUCCAUCAUUUUGCAUCAAGCUGAACCUAGGAAGGGUAAGGCCUACUAUCUUCAUGUCUGGCUACACCAACAAUAAUUGAAAGCAAGAAGCCCCUAUAUCUUGUCUUUGCAAUUCUUUUCAAUAGAUGUGAUACAGGUCUGACUUAGGCCUAAUAUGAUGCUUGCCUUGGGGUUGUAUCAGUGGCAAGUGCCUCGGAAACAUUCCAGUAGCCUUUAUCUGACUACACUGCAAGUAACCUCUUAGUCACUGAGGAACCUCCUCUCAGGCACAGCUUGGUGUACAUGUACAUGUAUAUGAAAUGGACAGGACAGUAUUCAGGGAGGACUUUAUAUAUACGGUGUGUUAAAGAGAGAAAAACCCAUUUCAAAGGUGAAAAAAGUGCAUUGGUGAUAUGAACAGAAGGCUUUGGCAUCUGUCAAUGUCUUAACCAUCUUUAGCUCAAAGGAAGGAGACUGUAAAAUGAUUGUGUGGUGCUGUCAAUGCCUUUGCAGUCGUGUUACUGCAGCAUUCUGUGACUGAAUCAAACUGGUGUUUACAGUGUACAUGCAUAUCGUUUGGACCCCAUCCCACCUUCACCAUCAAUGCCAAUUCGUGUAUUUGUAAUAUAUGAAUCACAAGAGGCAAUUCUGUUGCCUUCAGCAAUGCAAUGAUCUCAAAAUGUUGUGUUUUCAAUUACCGGUAACACGAGCAUUUCAUCACGUUCAUUCCUCAUGUUCAAAUUGACAGAACUAAGGUGUAACAUGCCGAUAUACAGUUGUGAGCUCAAUGAUUUGUGACUAUGUGAUUUUAAAAGUUUGUGUUAUAAAUAUGUCGUUACAGUCAUGAUAAUCCAUGUCAUUGAACUUCCUUUGUAUUUAUUUGUAUUGCUGCAAGAGGAUAUUUGAUUGGUUGUCUGCUUCUUAAUGUUUUGUUUACGUUUUGCUGUUCAGUGUAGGAUAUAAUGUCUUAUGGUGGAGUUUUGUGCUGUUAUCUAUUAACCGAGAUCUGGUCAAUGCACAGCCUCUAACACUGGACUGUUUGAGUUGUGCAGUUGAAACAUCAGUGCCUGUCACCUCGGAGGUCCCAGGUUCCAUUUUCAGUUACACUCUUGUGAUAGAGGUUUCCUUCAGAUUCACGGUUACUAGUGAUGUAUUGGUCCCAUGCACUGUUGAUAUCCAGUGCUUUUCGAUUCAUUUGUAUCAAGUGUAUUGUCCAGUGAAUUGUCAAUGGUGCAUGUACAGUGAUGUGUGAGUUCAAUGUUUCGUGCGAGUUCAAUGUUACGUGUGGUUUUAAGUUUUAUUUAACUGAUCUCACCCGAGUGCAUUGAAAAUGAUGAUAUGAUUUCACUAUGUCUCUUGUCAAUGUAAGUCGAUAAGGUCUCAUGUGGUAUGGGACAGGUGUGUAAGCUAAUUCAUGAACACCAAAAACAGGGGCAUUGAAAUGAACAUUCUCAUCUUGACCUACACUGUCUCGACUUGACCCUUAAAAACUUGUUACUCAUAAUAAGUCUGUCUGUGUACAUGUUGCAGAUGACUUGGCUUGAAGUCUUUUUGGGCUGUGUGUAGGCCCUGAAUAUGUACAUAUUCAGUUGGCAACUGUUCUGGCUAGGGCUAUAGAGUUAUGUUGUAUACAGCAUGUCUAAUACACUACAUGUACACAUGAUUCAAACAAAAGUAAAAAAAUAACAAGGAGAGCAUAUUUAUUUAUAAUUUCAAUGUUUCUGCACUUGGUUCACUUAAUUUAUUUAUAUGUUGUUAGCUUACACACCUGUCCUGUGAAUCCCAAUCGGUUUGCAGCAAGGCCUGUCGUCUGCUACACUAUUAAGUAUGACACCAUCAUUAUCAUUUUGAGUCAAAACUUGAUGGCUUUGUGAGUUGUCCUGUAAGCUAUUUAUGGAAAUUUUCUUUAUCAUUUGAAUGGUCUUUAGUUAGUGUAACAGUGUAGUAGCGAAACGAUUUGUUUUAGAUACAUUUGUGGAUAUGUAUUGUGGUCUUUCAUCGUGCAGUGCGUGUAGUUGUAACUUUCUCUCAAAAUUUAUCAUUUGGACAUGAAGUAUUUGCAAGUGUAGAAUGGACAUCUAUUCUGUUUAAAAAUUUGAUUUAUUGUGCUUAGUGUACCAAACAUUUGGAUGUGUGUUGUUUGUUUGUUUUGUAGGAUUAAAAUCUGUUUGUUAAAUUAUGAAAAGACAAAAGGUGCUUAAACUAGAAAAUGUUUUGAACGGGUCCUCAAAAGUGCAAUUAAAAGAGAGACACAACCUUUCAAUUUUCACUGCAUUUCUUUAAAGAGUUCUGAUAUUUAGAACGCAGUGUACUUUUACACUAUUCGGCCAAAAUUAGUACAUGUAAGUUGUGAGCCAAUGAUUAUAACCAAGCAUCUGUACUUGUUAUAACUGACAGGAUAAAGUUUAACAUUUUUGCAUUUAGUCAAACUCGAAGGAAUUUGACGUUCUGUGGCCAAAAUUAUUAGUCAGUUGUGGGCAUAAAUUGGGACUGAUAGGAUGAAGUUUUACAACGAGCAUGAUUGUAUUCAUGGCUUGUCUCCUUGCAAUAUGUUUGUAGUUGAAAGAGUGGAUUAGUAAAUUGUAAUGGAUUGUGACUGUGACUGUUUUGUAUUGCCUGUUAGUCAUGUUAGUGUUUGAACUUGGCAAAGUUUUUGACAUGAAGCUCUAUCUAGUGGCCUUGGUUUGCUGAUUUUGAGGCAUCGUCCUGAGGAGCCAGUGGGUGUUAGAGCCUGUCAACUAUUGCACUGUAAACUUAAUCCCACAUGGCGAUUCCUUACUUGACUUGCUUUAACUUCUAAGCCCUGGUUGUCCGGACCAGCUCAUAUUGUUUUGGUUGCAACAAUUAAUCAGUUUGGGUUUGGUCAAGGUUGUAUCAUACUGUAUAUCAUGUAAAUAAAGUAAAAUAAAAGAAA
Molecule: messenger RNA, 7812 nt
Organism: Lineus longissimus
Lineage: Eukaryota; Metazoa; Nemertea; Pilidiophora; Heteronemertea; Lineidae
Product: SEC14-like protein 1
Exons: 13
Coding region: 93-2294 (733 amino acids)
Cellular component (GO): cytoplasm
Source: RefSeq, a predicted model, not a curated record